UGGAUGAUGCAGCCCCUGAAUGAGAAGAGAAAUCCUACGGAAGUGUUUAUUUCUCUUUUCCUCCUUUGACUCGUUGAUGUCUGUAAAAAGUCCGGCUUUCAGGGCCUUUCAGCAGCUUUCAGUGAGUAAAGAAAUUGUUUCCCCUGAGGAGGAGAUGAGCUCCAGUCUGAAUCAGGAGAUUACUGAGUCUUCACAACUUAAAGGGGAACCAGAGGAACUGCAGAUAUGUCAGGAGGGAGAGCAUUGUCACCGACCAGAGAAUGCUGACAUGAUCCAGUUGACUUUGGUUCCUGUCCCCAUGAAAAUUGAAGAGGAUGAGGAGAAUCCUCAGUCCUCACAGAUUCAUCGCACACAGCCUGAGCAGAUGGAAGCAGGAGCUGAUGGAGCAGACUGUGGAGGAGCAGGAGCAGCCAGGUCCUUUGAUCCAGAGAGAGAUUUACAACCAGAGACUGAGGUCAAGACUGAGGAUUCCUCUGAAACUGAGACUGAUGACAGCGCUGACUGGAAAGAGACACCUAGACACCAGUCAGGUUUAGUUACAGUGGAAAACCUAAAAAAUAAGAGAAGCUCAACUGUUAGGAAAAAGCAGCACAGCAGAACAGAGAAAGCAGAGAAACCCUUUGGCUGCUCUGAUUGUAGUAAAAGAUUUUCCCACAGACAUCAAGUUGCAUAUCAUAUGAGAAUUCACACAGGAGAGAAACCCUUCGGCUGCUCUGAGUGUGGAAAAAGAUUUAGACAUGAAAGUAAUUUGACCACACACAGGAGAAUUCAUACAGGGGAGAAACCCUUUGACUGCUCCGAGUGUGGUAAGAGAUUUAACCAAAAUGCAAACCUGACCAGACACAUGUCAGUUCAUGCCAGGCUGAAACUUUCCAGCUCCACUAAGUGCAGCAAGGAAUCUAACCUGAAAGAUGAAGAGAGGACACAGAGCACUCACACUUCAGAGAUACUCUUCAGCUGCUUUGAGUGUGGAAAAAGUUUUAGCACAAAAAAAUAUCUCUCCACACACAUGUUAGUUCACACAAAACAGAAGCUCUUCAGUUGCUCUGAGUGUGGUAAAAAAUUUAACCUUAAAAGCAAUUUGACCAUACACAGGAGAAGUCACUCAGGAGAGAAACCCUUUGAGUGCUCUAAGUGUUGUAAAAGAUUCACCCAUAAACACCAUCUGAAGGACCAUAUGAGAAUGCACACAGGAGAGAAACCCUUCAGCUGCCCUGAGUGUGGUCAAAGUUUUGACCGAAAUGCAAAUCUGACCAGACACAUGUUAAUUCACACUAACCAGAAGCUCUUCAGCUGCUCAGAGUGUGGUAAAAAAUUUAGCCUUAAAAGUAAUUUAACCACUCACAGGAGAAUUCAUUCAGGAGAGAAACCCUUCCUCUGCUCAGGAUGUGGUAAAGGCUUUACCCAAAAAGUUUCUCUGACUAAACAUAUGUUGAUUCACACUAGACAAAAACAGUUCAGGUGCUCUGAGUGUGGCAAAGUAUUUUACCAGCAAGGUUCUCUGAGGAGACAUAUGUUACUUCACACUCGACAGAAGAGAGAAACUCUUUAGCUGCUCCUACACUGGUAAAGCAUUCUAUGAAAAGUCCUACUUGGUAUUUGACAUCACUUUGAAACUGUUCAGUUUCCAUGUUUUUCAUCAAAGUUUUCCUUGGCUAUAUCAGUGUUUGAUUCACAAGCUGGGGAGCAAAUGGACUCAGAAACAGGAGCUGAUGAAGAGGUGUUACGGCCGCCGCCGUCUGGGAAUCUUUACCUCUCUAUUUGAGUGUGUGUGUGCUCGUGUCUGUGAGUGUUCUUGUUUGCCUGGCACCCUGCAGCUCUCAGGUUGCCCCUACUGUAUAGGCUUAUUGCAGUGAUUCCAUCCACCUGUGUAGAAGAAGCCUGAUUGGCCUGGAGGUCCUGCAGCCUAAUCCACUAACCAGAAGAGAGUGCAGAGGAUAAAAGGAGCCAGCCACCAGAAGACAGCAGCAAGCUGUAACCAGCCAUGCUCACGUGCCUCUUGCCAGUUGACAUAGUUGUUAACUUUUGUAUUUCUGUAACCUUGUUGAGGCACUAGUCUUUUUGGUUUUUGUAUCAUUUAGCUUAGUUACCUCAUACACACACUUAGUCUAUCUGUUAGUUUGGUUGCUGUUUUGUGAUUCUUUUGUUAAUUAGGGUAGUUAGGUUUUUGGUUUCUUUUGUGUUGCUAAAGUUCAGUUUAAUAACUCUAGGUUGGAGUCUCUUUUUGUUCUCGUUUUUCCAUUUUGCACAGCACCUUUUUGUCCUUAGUUGGCCUUACU
Molecule: messenger RNA, 2279 nt
Organism: Cheilinus undulatus (humphead wrasse)
Lineage: Eukaryota; Metazoa; Chordata; Actinopteri; Labriformes; Labridae
Product: zinc finger protein OZF-like
Exons: 2
Coding region: 20-1552 (510 amino acids)
Source: RefSeq, a predicted model, not a curated record